Molecule: messenger RNA, 2109 nt
Organism: Protomyces lactucae-debilis
Lineage: Eukaryota; Fungi; Ascomycota; Taphrinomycetes; Taphrinales; Protomycetaceae
Product: WD40-repeat-containing domain protein
Exons: 3
Coding region: 1-2109 (702 amino acids)
Biological process (GO): positive regulation of TOR signaling
Molecular function (GO): protein binding
Source: RefSeq, a predicted model, not a curated record
AUGAUUUAUGAGGCGGAAGGACCCAUCAAUGCGAUUGAUUUGUGUUCUGAUGGAACAAGAGCUGCUGUGGCGGGUCGUGAGCUACUCAAAAUCGUGUCGCUAAAUCCUGACGGCAUACGAGAGGAAGUCAACCUGCGCGACGCACAAAAGGUCAACCUCAACUACUCAUCAAACGAUGUCAAGUGGGGCAAGGAUGUCACUGCAAAGAUGCUUGCGAUUGCAACAACGAAUGGCUCUAUCGUCAUAUGGCAUGCGGAGCAUGAGUCGAGCAGGCGAAUGGACCGUGUCAUCAACGGCCACUCACGGGCAGUCAACCGGCUCUCCUUCAAUCCCGGUAACGGCAGCUGGCUGCUAUCAGCUUCUCAAGAUGGGAGCAUGAAACUCUGGGACCUGCGAGACCGUGAACAUGGCACUCGAUUUACGCUGAAAGGUAGAGCUGAAGCGGUUCGCGAUGUGCAAUUCAAUGCAUCGAAUGCGCUUGAACUCGCUGCUGUGUUUGAUAAUGGGACAUUGCAAAAAUGGGAUUUGCGACAGCCAUCAAUGUAUGAACGCAAAUUGAAUGCUCAUCAAGGCCUGGCCCUAGCAGUGGAUUGGCACGCUGAUGGACGACAUGUCGCUACCGGUGGACGUGAUAAAGUUAUCAAAGUUUGGGAUAUUGGCAGCAGCAACCAACGUAAGCCGGUGGCAUCCAUACAUACGCUGGCUCCCGUAUCUCGUGUGGCUUGGCGGCCAGGGGAUGUUCGAAAGAGCUUCGAUAUUGCCUCUUGCUCAUUUAGUAUGGAGAAUGUGGUUCGUCUGUGGAACCUGAGACGGCCAUACCUCGCCAGCCGAGUUUUUGAAACACACAGCGCAGCCGCGACUGGAAUUGUAUGGCGCGAUGACAAUACCUUACUGACAUGUUCAAAAGAUCGUCACAUCCAUCAGCAUGCAGUGUACACCGGAGCCGCGCCUGUUGAUUAUCUGUCGCACUAUUCUUUUAGCUGGAAUGGUAACAAUGACAUCGCCCGACAAAAGCUUGUGCGGUCCGACACUGGGCCCAAAUUUGAUGCUGACGAGCUGGCUUACGAGCCAGUCCAGUCUUUCGCCACCAUCGAGCCAGAAGACGACCAGGUGGAACUGUUCCGGUAUCUGGCUAUCAACUACGACAUCUCUUCCCAUGAUCCGAUUGCUAGCUGCUUACACAACGCGCAGGUUGCGAAAAGAGCACAGCAAGAUCAGAUUGAAAAGUCUUGGAGUCUCAUCAAGCUGGCUUUGACACAGCAACAGCGUCGAGAGCGGCACGCGCAAGUGCAAGCCAAGAAGAACAGCACAGGAUCAUCCCACAUUCACAAAGACUAUCUGGCUGCCACCAACUAUCGCAAUUUGGGUCACUUCGGCAGUUUUGAAUCAUCCACUGAAAGUGUUCAAUCAGAUGCUGUCUCGACUGGGGUCAUGACGCCAAUGGCCAGAGAAACAGAAGGAAGCGGUGCCACCUUGAAACCUCUGGCGACUUCACAGCCACGUUCGAGCUUGACCCCUGAUCAGGCCGACGACCGACCCUGGGCACUGAAGCAACUCGCUACACGGCUCUUGUCAUAUUAUCGAGAGUUUGGCGAUGUCCAGAUGUGCUCCACGAUGACGCUUGUCCUUCAAGACAAAGUGGCGACUGAAGAACCCCUGGUCGAUGAAUGGCAUUACUGCUAUUUAGAGCUACUUCAACGGCAACGCCUUUUUGUACAGGCGGCUAAACUGAUCAAGACGACCUCUUCAGCCAUGGUGCGUGCCUUUGCUGAGGGUGAUACGACGAUCUACUUGAGCUGCGCCCGCUGCCACAAGCAAGCACCCCUGGUUCGGGAGCGCAACCCUUCUGGCGAAGAUAGUAGCGUUCCUGCUGCGGCGGCAGAGGACUCCAUGUGGUCGUGUGUUCGGUGUAGCAACACGGCUGUCUGUAUCAUUUGUCAACAGGUGAUACGGGGUCAUGCGUCCUGGUGUCAUUCAUGCAGUCAUGCCUCGCAUGCAGCAUGCAAAGCAGCACUUGACCUGGAUGAAGAUAUGGCCGGAUAUUGUGUGGCCCCGAAUUGCCAGUGCAAAUGCCGGGGCUCUAAAUAUAUCGCCUCCGUCAGCUCGUGA